AUGGACUGCCAGAGCUACACUCAAGAUGUCGAGAAGUUCUCAGACAUUGAAAAACUCUACCUCUACCUUAAGUUGCCUUCUGGUCCCAGCAGUAACACUGAGAAAAGUGACCAGAGCGCCCUAUCAUCAAGCCGCACACAGCAGACGCAUGCCUUCAGCUGGAUCCGCAGUCAUUUAGAGGAAUACCCAGAGACUUCUCUUCCCAAACAGGAGGUCUAUGACGAAUACAAGAGCUUUUGUGACAAUCUGAACUACCAUCCACUGAGUGCUGCAGACUUUGGAAAAAUGAUGAAAAAUGUCUUCCCGAACAUGAAGGCGCGUCGACUUGGCAUGAGAGGAAAAUCUAAAUAUCCUUCACUGGAAUGGAUUCUCCAGUGUGAUGUCCUGGAGUCAGCGGGCCAGCUGAGCAGCAUAAAGGAGGAUGUGCGAUUUGCAGCCUGUGAUCUGGUUUGUGAGUGGGCACAGAAGGUGCUGAAACGUCAGUUUGAUGCCGUGGAAGACUUGGCUCGCUUCCUAAUCGACAGCCAUUACAUCAGCAACAAGUCCCUGGCAGCGCUCACUAUUACAACCGGCACAGCAACAGAGGUUAAUACUCCACAGACCGCCUCAGCAUUCGUCCCGACCGCUGAGGCUCACUCUUUCCAGCCUCAUGUGACAACCCUGUCCUCACCUUCGGUCGAUGCGAAGCAGCAGCUCCAGAGGAAGAUCCAGAGGAAACAACAAGAGCAGAAGCUGUACUCUCCUUUACCUGGAGAGGGGCAAACCAAGAGGGCAGAUGAUGGUGUGCCUUGUGUUAGCCCCGCCCCUCCGUCACCUCAGCCAGCCAUAGGCAUCGUGGUUGCUGCGGUCCCGAGCCCCAUCACGGUACAGGGAAGCAGGCAGCUGAUGUCCCCAAGUCCAAUGGGAAUGGUAGAGAACAAAAUGCUGCCUAUUAACUUCCAAAUGGUGACCCAGCCAGUUCAGGCACUGAAACAGAGCCCCAAAACCCAGCAAAAUAUUCUAGCCAGUCCCGUGGGAGAACGCACUGCUCGGCAGCGUUAUGCGCAAAUCUUACCCAAGCCUGCGGCCACGUCUGCUAUUGCUUUGCGCUCGCCCUCUACCAUGAUCAUCGCCAACAGCCCCAUUAAGACUGUGAUGACUACAUGUCACGUCAGCCCAGUCAGUUUGGUCAAGAUGGCGGCCAUAUCGCUUGCACCCAGCAGCAUUACCACCACCUCCCUCACAAACACCACUCUGCGGCCAGCAUCUGUGGGCAUUAGCAGUCCUUCAGUUGGAGAGGACAUCAGCUAUAAUCAAAGCAUGAGGUGCACCUCGGCAGUCCCCAUCCUGGCCCCGGUGGCCAGGCCAGGGCAGGCUGCUAACACCCAUACCGUCGAUGUUGAAAUGGAAGUUGAAGCUAUACAUAAAAACAGCCAAAUGCAAAAUCCCAGCAGUCUGAUUUUAAGUCAAGGAUCAAUUGCAAAUAGGGCUGGAGGCGCUGUACAGAGGGCUGCCAGUGUGCCCAUACCUCAGACUAGAGGCUUCAUGGGUCUAGAGGAAACAUCCAGCACUAAUUGCAACGGAAAGUCCUCCUCAAGCACUAACACUGUGGCAGCAGUCGAAAGCAGCAAUGAUAGCGCUAAUAAUACGCGCUCUAUGCAUUUAACUCCCUCCACUCAGAAUACCAGUGCUGUUUCUUUUCUGAACACCAGCAGAACACCUUCAUUUGGGGAAAGCAGCAGUGUAACAUCACCAAAGGAAGGUUUCUUGUCCACUAAGAGCCUCAGGAAACGCUCUGGCCUCAGUCCAGACCAUUCGCCAGUCAAAAAGGUUUUUAUGCCAGAGCAGUCAGUAGAUGGCGCUGCCAGUCUUUUAUAUGGGAUUAGAAACGUGCACGAUAACAUCCCCAGGCCAGGAGCUCCAACCCGACCUGAAAGUGCACCAGCUACCAGGGAGGUAGAGACGAAAAUGAACUCUGUCCUGUCCACUCAAUUCCACGCACUUGGCACUUCCUCUUUCAGAGCCAGUGGCUUCUACUCUGUUGCCAAAACACAAAGCUCAAUGCAAAGGAAAAACACUUCCUCUGUUAUGGAAACUAGCACCUCAGUCAGUCACGCAUUACUUCAGCAACAGCAGGGGCACACAAUGGCUAACGUACAUGCAGUACCUAAUAACCCCGGCCUCCAAAAACAUUCAGGUGUCAGUGAUGUUAUGAGUUCAACCACACGGAGCCUGGAAGGAGCUCAACAACAGGCCUACACGCAGUCCAACCAUGAACCCUUAGACUUUUUCAGUCAAGCUUCAUCAUCAUCGAGCCACCUCCCGAUGCAGACGGAUAUGGACUACUUUCCCUUUGAUGAUGACGUGACUCAGGACAGCAUUGUGGAGGAGCUGGUACAGAUGGAAGAGCAGAUGAAACUUAAGAACCUGCAGGAGUUUGGAGGCUGUGCCACACUGCAAGGCCAACAGGCUAUGACGCCAGACAACACAAUGUCCACCAAUCAGACCAUGACUGCUUUCUAUCAUGCGGCAAACAGCCACAGCAACCCGAUACAAACUCCAACACCCACUCCUACACCUACAUCGGAAAUGAUUGGAGGAGUCCAAGGCCUCACUGGAGAGAGCCCCUGCUCCCACAUCGCCUCCACAACCCCAGUGGACAGCGCACUGGGUAGCAGUCGUCACACCCCAGUUGGUACUCCACACUCCAACUGCAGCAGCAACGUGCCUCCCAGUCCUGUGGAGUGCAGGAACCCAUUUGCGUUUACACCCAUCAACUCCAGCAUCACUGGUUUCCAUGAUGGCAGCACCGUCUCCAGCAGCCCCGUUAAGCCCAUGCAGAGACCGAUGGCCACACACCCAGACAAGACGAGGCUGGAGUGGAUGAAUAACAGUUACAACAACAGCAACGGGAGCUUGAACAAGUCAAACAGUGGCAUGGGAAUCCUCCCCAGCUAUCAAGGUCUGAUAGGUGACCAUUUUCAAAAACCUCACGCCUUCGCCAUCCCUCAUGCGCGGUACCACGACAACCAUUUUGGCCGGUUGACUCCCAUCUCGCCUGUGCAGCAGCAGGUAGCUAGCAUGGCUAACAUGACCAAGCAGGAGGGUUUUGCUGUGCCUGCCCCUCUGGAUAACAAAACUACCAACACACCUGCUACAACUUUUCGAUGUCGCAGUGUAAGCCCCGCUGUGCAUCAGAGAACCCUGAGUGGAAACACAGGAAACCUUCCCCAUAUCCCUCGUUCAGCAGUGUCUCCCUUUAACUCUCCGGUGACGCCUGAGGUGUUAAACAUCUUUGCAAGCAGCCAGACGAAUCUUGGGGUGAGCAGCAUGUCUCAGAGGAGCCAUUCUGUGCCGCUCAACAUUAUGAUGCAAACGGAGGUCGUGCCCACGCCGGGCCAACAAUGCAACAGCAAAAACAUCACCAAUGUCCUUCUGAGCAAGCUAGAUGGGGACCAUGAUGACACUGUGCGGGGUCUGGGCAUCAAUAAUUUACCCUCCAGCUACACUGCACGCAUGAACCUCACCCAGAUCCUUGAGUCUAACCCAAACCUCUCCUGCGGUGAAAACCCCCUCAGCCUGAUGACCUCUGACUCCCCCAGUAGAUGCAAGAGGCCAAAUUACCUCAUUGAAAACGCUAUUAAUGAACAAAUGAUUCUCUCCGCAAGUGACAGCCGAGCACAAUCCGCCUCUGGAGAGCAGCAUCGACAGCAGGUCCAGUCUAUGUUGCUGUCUUUGAGCUCACAGCAGCAUCAAGAAGAACUGCAGCAGCAUCAGCAGCUGGAUUUCAGCAGCACUGUGAAAGACCUCCUGACAGACAACGGCCUUACUGCUGGCAGCCAGCUCAUGGAACAGGUGUCAGAGCUGAGUACAGGCGGGGCAGAUUUCCCUUGUGAAAUCAGAAUGACAUCGGAUCUCUCCAGCAGCAUCAAUGACCUUAACGCAUUGGACACAAACCUUUUGUUUGACCCCAACCAGCAGCAAGGGCAAUAUCAAAAUGCUGCUGCAGAGGAGUUGGUGAAUGAUCAGCUGUUUCAGCAAAUUACCAGCGAGGCGGCACAUUCAAGUGGACUUGACUGGCUGGAGAGCAAAGAUCAUCCAACUGUUGGGUUGAUGGGUUGA
Messenger RNA from Morone saxatilis (striped sea-bass), 4101 nucleotides. RefSeq names its product DNA-binding protein RFX7-like. Bases 1 to 4101 code for a protein of 1366 amino acids. Lineage: Eukaryota; Metazoa; Chordata; Actinopteri; Moronidae. The record is from RefSeq and is a predicted model, not a curated record. The transcript has 7 exons. Gene Ontology annotation, molecular function: RNA polymerase II cis-regulatory region sequence-specific DNA binding; DNA-binding transcription factor activity, RNA polymerase II-specific. Gene Ontology annotation, biological process: regulation of transcription by RNA polymerase II.